CUUCUUUCAAAGUGAAAUCCAAAGUGCAACUUAAAAUGCCUGGACCAGCAUCAAGUGCAACUAAUGUCGGUGCAGGGAGCCGAUCCCCCAGCAAGACAGCAGCCCCCCGCGCAGCAGGAUCCACAGUCCGACAGAGGAAAGCAACGAGCAGUGGCACACGCAGUGCAGGCAGGACCACAGCGUCAGCAGGCGGCACAGGGGGCAUGUGGCGUUUCUACACUGAAGACUCACCAGGACUCAAAGUAGGUCCAGUACCAGUGCUGGUGAUGAGUUUGCUGUUCAUAGAGUCGGUCUUCAUGCUGCACCGCUGGGGGAAGUACACCCGCUCCUAAACCCCACCCCAUGACCCUUCACC
Molecule: messenger RNA, 355 nt
Organism: Oncorhynchus tshawytscha (Chinook salmon)
Lineage: Eukaryota; Metazoa; Chordata; Actinopteri; Salmoniformes; Salmonidae
Product: protein transport protein Sec61 subunit beta-like
Exons: 1
Coding region: 36-332 (98 amino acids)
Biological process (GO): intracellular protein transport
Cellular component (GO): Sec61 translocon complex
Source: RefSeq, a predicted model, not a curated record